Messenger RNA from Lethenteron reissneri (Far Eastern brook lamprey), 3411 nucleotides. RefSeq names its product fatty acid 2-hydroxylase-like. Gene Ontology annotation, molecular function: fatty acid 2-hydroxylase activity; iron ion binding. The record is from RefSeq and is a predicted model, not a curated record. Gene Ontology annotation, cellular component: membrane; endoplasmic reticulum. Lineage: Eukaryota; Metazoa; Chordata; Hyperoartia; Petromyzontiformes; Petromyzontidae. Gene Ontology annotation, biological process: lipid biosynthetic process; fatty acid metabolic process.
AUGGGGGUCCGCUCGGCCUUCACAGCAAGCAGCGCGACGGGCGGCGUUUGGGGGUACGCGUCGGAGGCGCCGUACCCCUCGCUCGCCGGGAGGAGGCGGGAGGGCGACUGUGGGCUCCACCUGUGUGCCUCCUAUGCCAAGCGCCCCCUCCGGAGUUCGCUCGAGCCCGGGGCAUCGUCCGCCAGCAGUGACGUCCCCUCUCUCUCCCCCCCCCUGCCUGUGUUACAGCCAGCCGUCACUGAAAGCAACGGAGUCAGCAGUGAACAAUCCGGUUUGGAACCAGAUACUUCGACGGAUAUCGAAGUGACUUACAAGACCGUAUCAACAGAAAAUGACCUGGUGGACUGGAGCAAGCCGUUGCUGUGGCAGGUGGGGCACCUCCGGGAGAAGUACGACGAGUGGGUGCACCAGCCGGUGGACCGGCACAUCCGCCUCUUCGGCUCUGACCUCGUCGAGUCUUGGACCAAGACCUCGUGGUACGUGGUGCCGAGCGUGUGGCUGCCGGUGGUGCUGCUGUGGAGCGUUUGGUGCAACCGCGAGUUGGCACGUGGCGACACGGCCCUGCACCCUCCGCUGCUGACCAGCGUGAGCGUGACCGUGGGGCAGGAGUGGUUCCCCUUCCUCUUCCUCCUGGGCAUGUUCAUCUGGUCCUUUGUGGAGUACAGCCUCCACCGCUUCCUCUUCCACAUGACGCCGCCCGCCAACAACUACUACCUCAUCACGCUGCACUUCCUGCUGCACGGGCAGCACCACAAGUCCCCGUUCGACGGCUCCCGCCUCGUCUUCCCCCCGCUGCCGGCGUCCCUCUUCGUGGCGCUCUUCUACAUCGGCUUCCGCCUGGCGCUGCCGAGCGCCGUCACGGGCUCGCUGAUGGUGGGCGGCCUGGCGGGCUACGUGAUCUACGACCUGACGCACUACUACCUGCACUACGGAGCGCCGCGCCGCGGCACCUACCUCUACCACCUCAAGGCCUACCACGUCAAGCACCACUUCGAGCACCAGAAGCUCGGCUUUGGCAUCACGAGCAAGCUGUGGGACUUCCCCUUCCAGACGCUCAUCCCCAAGGAGACGUUUGAGAAGUCUCACUGACGCCCGCGCGGCAAGCCGCUGCCACCGCUCCUCCUCCUCCUCUCCCUCCCCGGGGCAACGUCUCGAUUCUCAAGACUGGUCGUCUCACUCCGGCCCGCAGCGAUGGGGGGGGGGGGGAUACCGUGGGGGGGGGGGGGAUAUGGGGGGUGGGCGGCGGGUGUGUGUGAGUGGGGAGGGGGCGAACGCCACCACUUUGACCUCCGCAGCAUCGAGGGGAUCAUCUCCUCCCCCGCCCUGCCGCUCUUCUCUGUCUUACCGAGUCCGUGCCUUUGAUGAUGAUGAUGAUGAUUGUUGAUUUCACUAUUUACAUAUCUCCCAUUCCACUGCAAAGUCCUUCACACACGAGGAUCCCUUCCCUUUGUGCAUCCUCCCACCCUUGACCUCUCACCCUUGACCUCCCACCCUUGACCUCCCAGGCAUGCCCCCCACCAACCAAUAUACUACUCCGCCCCCCCCCAUGGUCACUUGCCAUCACUACUCCUGGCACGUCCGUCACCUGGCCCCUGUCCAUCUCCGCGAGCCCCCCCCCACCGCCACCCCUCCCACUACCCCUCCUCCCCACCCCCACUUCGUGUGUUUAUUGUAAAAAAAAUAAUUAAAAAGAUAAACGGGGGGGGGGGGGGUUGAUAUAGAAAAAAUGGUGAAGUGGCUAAUGAGAAUUAGCGGCGAUGUUGCUGCUCCCCCACGCUCUCCGGCACGGCGCACUGUGAUUGGCUUUUGCUCUGUGAUGCGACUGAUUGGCCCGUCUGCCCACCCGUGUAGAUAUAUAUAAUAUGUGUGUGUGCGCGUGCGUGUGUAAUAAUUGUUUAAUCGACGCAUCCCGUUUAUAUAUAAUCUGCAUAUACACCAUCGCCUCUACUUUCAUGUUGGUAUUUUUUUCUAAACUUUUUUUUAUUAACGCAACCAACCACCCCCCCUCCCCCCCGUCGAUAACCGACGGGUUACGGAACGGACGCAGUAACGUGGAACGGUGCACAAGCCCUCUCGCUCUGUGUUGUGCCUUGAAACAUCACGGCAACCCCGGGGGUCAUCCACCAGGGCCAGCCACGGUCUGACGAGCGACUGGGGAAGGGAGGGGUCAGGCAGGGGUCAGGCAGGGGUCAGGCAGGGGUCAGGCUGGGGUCAGGCUGGGGUCAGGCUGGGAUUAACCAGGGUAAGGUUGGGGUCAGGCUGGGGUUGGCCAGGUAAGGUCAGAUCAGGUUCAGGCUGGGUUAACCAGGGUCAAGCCGGGGUUAACCAGGCCGGGGUCAACCAGGGUCAAGCCGGGGUCAGGCCGGGGUCAACCAGGGUCAGGCCGGGGUCAACCAGGCCGGGGUCAACCAGUCAGGCCGUGGUCAACCAGGCCGGGGUCAACCAGGGUCAGGCCAUGGUCAACCAGGACCAGGCCAGGGUCAGGGUGAGAGUGUGCGAUGGUAGAAGCGGAGCCAUAAUAAUAAUGCCUGGGAAUGAACGCGCGGCACGAAGCUCGGUGUUUGUGCACUACAAUAAGCUGGUGUCGAGAUGGCCGUCGCCACUAUUUAUGACUCCAAAAGCAUCAUAACUUCUCUUUGCUCUUUUUUGCGUUAAAUUUAUUUUAAUUUAAUUUACACUUCGUACCUUCAGUUUUCUUCCCCCCUCCCUCCCCCACCACCACCUCUGCUGUUGUUGUAACAACGAAAUGGGAGCAAUGACGUCUACCGACUUUGAGUUCCUGUGUUCGACGCGCAGCGCGCGUGAGACCCGCCAAGAGGGUUCCAGACGGGGUGCCCGCAACGCCUCGCUCGUGCCAAUCGCUACGGGGGUAGACUCCUGCCCUCUUAGGGGACCACCACACCCCUCACCCCCCCCCCCCCGAUCCUCUGUAAGAAUGUGUGUUUGGCCUACUCUUUCAGAUGAUCUCGGGAGAGGUUGUGGCGGGGGAGGGGGGGAGAAGGGAGGGGGGGUACCCAUACUUUACUGCAGUGCAUGCAACCGCCGAUUGAUGAUCUUGUAAACCAAUUUACUGGCGAGAAAAAAAGAAAGGUCUUAAUCGCACCCACGGUGUCCUCUCACCCUGCCGUGCGCCCCCCCUCCCUGCCCCCCACUCCGGGGGUGGGGAGGCCGGGAAAUAAAAAAAUACUCGCUGAGUCGUUGCCUGAACGGAGUGAGCCCGGGGGGGGCUGAGCCGGGGGGGGGGGGGGGGCGGCGAGCGACAAAAUGCAAACAGAGCAACUUUUUUAAAAAAUGCCAUAGCCUAUUUUGUGAAUAAUAAACUUUAAAAGAAACUAUAUAUAUGUACGUUGGGGGUAACAACUUUGUAGGUUUUAAAGAAAAGGAACGUGAAUAAAUGUAAACUGUAUUAUC